This is a messenger RNA of Rotaria sp. Silwood2, 1104 nucleotides long. The record is from the annotation of a GenBank genome assembly. Lineage: Eukaryota; Metazoa; Rotifera; Eurotatoria; Philodinida; Philodinidae.
AUGAAGACAUGUGACUUUCGAGAAGCACAACCACGAUCGAUCGGUGAACAACAACGCAAAGAAGGUCUCCUCUGUGAACUGGAACCUUGUGCUCGUUAUGGAAUGAAACCUUGUGGUCAAUCUCGAUGUUUCCUAUGUAAAUCAGAACGAAACAUGAUCGUCAUUCAAUAUGCUGAACAACAACUACAUACAUUUAUCAAUGGUUAUCAAGCCAUUCUCAAUUGUCCAGCAACAUGUGAAACAUCGAAUAUUAUCUAUGCACUAACAUGUCCUUGUGGUGACUAUGAUUACAUCGGUUCAACAUCCAAAUCUUUGUUCGAUCGAAUAUCAGAACAUCGUGAAGAAGGUCAUCGAAUCAUUCGAGAAUUUCUCUUUGGACCGGACAAUGUCAAGAUGAUGUUCAUUCAGAGUCAACGAAACAAAGAACCCUUGGCCAAUCCAUACGAUCAAUGCCUCUAUCAUCAUUCAUCACGUUGUCAAUCUGGUUUACAACGAUUUCUCGAUCGUAAUCCAGUCUAUUGGUGUUUCGUACCACAAACGUGUGGUCGUGUGUCAUUGGACAACGAACAAUUCUGGGAUGCCAAGAAGAAGAUGAAGGAUCAAAAGAAUCGAACAUCGGCAUUUACUGCUGAUCUGACGGUUCCCAUGGAAGAACAUAAUCGAUCGUUAUCAAUCUCAUCAGCCACUGGAUCAAGCAAGUCAAUGUUUUUCGAAGCUAUUGUCGUUGAUAUGAAACGAACACAAGAAGAUGCACAACGAUUGAUCCGUGAUCUACCGGGACCACCGAAAGGUUACGACUUUUCUCUUCAACAACGUCAAGAACAAUUCGAUUUCUUUCGUGAGAAACGAGAACAACGUGUCGUUCCUUCGGAUUACGUUCAUCUCUACAAUUAUUCGAUGGUUGCUGUUUUACCGAUGCAUUGUUCACGUAAUCUACGACGAUUUAUCGAAUCACUUUUCAUUACACAUGCCGAAGCAAAACUGAAUUUAAUCGGUCGAUUGACACAUCCCUAUCCGAAUGUUUCAUUCGAUAGUACUCAUCGUGGUGACUGGUGUUCAGGUUUAAUUCAUCCAACCAUGGCUAUGAACAGUGAGACUUUUUAG